Molecule: messenger RNA, 1116 nt
Organism: Psilocybe cubensis
Lineage: Eukaryota; Fungi; Basidiomycota; Agaricomycetes; Agaricales; Agrocybaceae
Exons: 6
Coding region: 1-1116 (371 amino acids)
Biological process (GO): translation
Cellular component (GO): cytosolic large ribosomal subunit; ribosome
Molecular function (GO): RNA binding; structural constituent of ribosome
Source: RefSeq, a predicted model, not a curated record
AUGGCCUCAAGACCCACUGUCAACGUCCACACCUCCUCCGGGGAGGCCUCCACCUCCCUUCCUCUCCCCGCGGUCCUCACCGCCCCCAUCAGGCUCGAUGUCGUCCAACAGGUCCACAAGAGCAUUGCUAAAAACAAGAGACAGGCCUACGCCGUGAGCGAGAAAGCUGGUCACCAGACAAGUGCUGAGUCCUGGGGUACUGGUCGUGCUGUUGCCCGUAUCCCCCGUGUCGGAGGAGGAGGAACCCACCGUUCCGGCCAGGCUGCCUUCGGUAACAUGUGCCGUGGAGGACGCAUGUUCGCCCCCACCAAGACAUGGCGCAAGUGGCACGUCAAGGUCAACCAGAACCAACGCCGUUUCGCCGUUGUUUCUGCCCUUGCUGCCUCUGCCCUCCCCUCGCUCGUUCUCGCUCGUGGCCACCGCAUCGAGCAGAUCGAGGAAGUUCCCCUCGUUGUUGAGGAUGCCUCUGAGUCUUUCACCAAGACCAAGCAGGCUGUUGCCCUCCUCAAGUCCCUCAACGCCUAUGCCGACGUUGUCAAGGUUUCCAACUCCCGCAAACUCCGUGCUGGCAAAGGAAAACUCAGGAACCGCAGACAUCGCCAACGCCGUGGUCCUCUUGUUGUCUACAAUGAGGACAAGGGCAUUGUCAAGGCUUUCCGCAACUUGCCCGGUGUUGAGCUCGUCAACGUCAGGCGCCUGAACCUCCUCCAGCUCGCUCCCGGAGGACACCUUGGCCGUUUCGUUAUCUGGACCUCCGGUGCCUUUGCUCUUCUUGACGAGGUCUUCGGCACCACCGAGAAGGCCUCCACCUACAAGAAGGAUUACAUCCUCCCUACCGCUAAGAUCACCAACCCUGAUGUCACCCGCCUCAUCAACAGCGACGAGAUUCAAUCCGUCGUCCGCCCUGCUGGCCAGAAGGUCCAGAAGCGCCCCUGGACACAGAAGAAAAACCCCCUUGUCAACAAGGCCGUCCUCUUCCGUCUCAACCCCUAUGCCAAGACUCUCCGAAGGCAAGAGAUCCUCAAGCAGGAGCGCUUGAAGGCCAAGAACGCCGCAAAGCCCAAGCAACCCGCUGCCGCUUCCAAGACCUUCCUCGAGAACCUCUUCGCUCCCUAG